UUUAUCAUUUUUAGUUUCUUUUUGUUAGCGACCGAAGGAACGUACGGUCAGAUCGUGGUUUAGUUCAGCACUUCGUCGGGUCGAGAUUUGUUGUCAGUGUUAUUUUGGAUAGACCGCAACAGUUUUCGUCGCUCUCACGUAUAUUUAUCGCCGUUCAUGCGGUAGUUUUUAUUAUGUGUUUAUUUAUAUUAACACGUGAAAGCUUAUGGUGUCGCAUCUUUAGUUCUACUUUGCAUGGAAUAGCACGCUUGCACUCUACCAUGGCUUGCUUUUAGAAUAUUUGAAAAAUAUAACAGGAGUUUUUCACGGAUCUUGGUUGAAUUAUGUCUGGCCUUAAAUCGGAGUGCCGAAAAUUUUCUCCAAAUGUGUUUAAUAAAACCAAGUGCCAAAACUGUUUUCGAAUCAAAGAUUCCCACUCAGCUGAAGCAUUGGAAAGUAACAGGGCUUCAAGAAAUGUAUCCAAAUGUGGCUACCUCUUCGUUGCUCCAGACUGGGACUUCAAUGUGUCGGUCAACAGGACAAAGCGAUGGCAGAGAAGAUGGUUUGUUUUAUACGACGAUGGAGAGCUUACAUAUGCUUUAGAUCAAUUUCCGGACACCAUUCCCCAAGGCACAAUUGACAUGAAUAAAGUCCUGGACGUAUCAGACGCGGAAGGCAUCACUGGAAAUGAAUUUGCCAUCUCCAUAACAACACCUGACAAAGUUCAUUUCGUCAAAGGAACCUCCAAAGAAGAGAGCAAAUGGUGGUUCGAUGUCCUCUGCAAAGUGUCACCUCGUUACAUUUCACGUCAAAAACAUAAAAGAAAUGCUACCUUUCCGUGCGGCAAGGCUACAAUACCAACCCCAGCUGUAAUAAAUCAGGAGUAUUGCAGUGAGGAUGACAUGAGGUUAAACACUUUCUCAAGACCCAAGUUCCUGAGCACUUCCGAAAUGAUGCAAGAUUGGAUCCCUGCCACAAACACGGAAGAGGAUGAUGUCUUCUCCUCCAAAGAUCCUUACAUCAAUGGAUCGAAUUCCAACAACAAGAUAAAGAGAGAUGUGGAAGUUCACAAUGCUCUGAACAAACUCAUAUCCCUUCCAGAGGAUACUCUUGAUGAUACUGAGAAGCUGCCAAUAAAUGAAGCCUUUGAAGAGAAAGCACCCAAAGAUUAUUUAUCAGAGCUAGAAGAGAGUGAAAAUCGAAGACGUAACAGAAGAUACCUGAAGCGUGAAAACCGAAUCCAACGCAAUCAGCGCAGUCGUAACGACGGCGUUGCCAAAAUGAUACCAAACAAAAGUGCGAGCAAGAGUACCCUCACAGAUUCUACUAGUUCUAUUUGCAAUCAAACUCCUAACACAUCCGCCAUUGCAGCCGCUGAGAAGUUGGAAUAUCUGGAGUCAAUUCACUCCAAAGAUGAUAAAUCACCUUCAAUUCAAAGAGAUAUUAUCAAAGAAAUAGCAUCUUCUACAGAACUCUCUGCAGCUAAAAAUGGAAAGCAAACUCGAUCCAAAACGAAUCUGCGUAAAUCAGAAUCACUGAAAAAUAUUCCAAUGGAAACUGAAUCCGAAAUAAAGGAUCACGUGUCAGGCCUCAGAAGGUAUCAUUCCUUUAAAGGGUCAUCGUCUCACCGUAGAAUUAAGUCUCCUAGCAGUGGCACUUCUAGUCUCAAAAGAAUAAAGUCAUCCUCUACUGGGCACCCGAAAGCAACUAGUACACCCUUAAGCAUGAAAUCUUCAGUCACCCUGAGUACAUCUCCUAGUACAAGUACAAAUAUCCCUUCCUCAUUAGAUACUUCUUGUGAAAAAACUAAAGAGGGUACAUUCAUGAGAACCGGAUGGCUUAUGCGUCAAACACUCACCAAGGAUUGGUCUAGACAUUGGUUUGUACUAAAAGAUUCUUCGCUCACUUAUUACAGAGAUCCUACAGCUGAACACAGUGGAAUUAUGGAUGGUAUCUUAGAUCUCAACCAAGUCAGCACAAUUAGGGAGCAGGACUCAGACAAGUUUUACGCCAUUAGCCUACGGAUGUGGGAUGGCAAGAAGCAUAUUCUUGCAGCAGAAACGGCUGAGUUUCGAAACAUGUGGAUUCAAGCCCUUCAAUAUGCCGCUAACCUUUGGAGUUCUGCAUCAAAAGAAGAUUUCAUCUGCACAGAGAUAGUUCUGCCGGAACACAGCUUCCAUUAUAACGAUCGCAUGGAGAGGAUUUCAUCGCCAUCUAGUUUGAUAUCUCUGCCGCAUGCAGAAGAAAUUAACCAGGAACAGGAAUAUUCCUCUUAUUCCAGCGACGAUCAGUCAGAAUACUUUUCCCUUGUUGACGAAGAUGAGGUCAGCGAUCUUUCUUCCUCUCCUCGCACUCUACCCCCUUCACCUCCUAUAAACCGAAAUGUUAUAUCUUUGGUUAAAGAGAAAUCCAGAACACGAGGCAUUUGCGGCUCAAAAUCUAAUUCACUUCCUAAUAGUUCGACAGACACUACAUAUGAUGAUGAUUCAUAUAAUAAAAGUGCAGAAAAUCAAGAUAUCGGUCACAAGGCGAAUGAACAAUUGGAUACUCAUACUAAAGAAAUAGUAGUCGAGUUUCUUGAAGACCAGUUGUUAUUAAAUGGUGAAGAGAGGCCUGUAUCUCCCAUAACACCACCUGUUGAAUUUAUGAAUGGGUCUGAUAAUGAAUCACCUCUACAAAAGAAAGCACUGGCAUCAAAUCAAAUCAAAAAUAAAGAGUGCAGAAACUCAAGUGCUCGAAAAAACCAGAUUAGCAAUCUGGAUUCUAAAGAAAAACUAUUGGGAGAAUGUAGCAUGUGUUUAAUAAUGAGGUCAAAGUUGAUUACUGCUCAAGAAGAAAUACGAAAAUUGGAAAAGGAACUCAAAGAAGCGCAUGCAAAUUUUGAUAAUUUAGAAAUGUUUUCUUAUAAGCUCACCCAGGAUAUAAAAUUGAAAGAGGAUAGUUACAGUUCUCAAAUAGCUUUGAUGACAGCCAAAAUUGACGAUCUAACGUCAAAGUUCACCUUUGCGGAAAAGAACUAUCGCCAAUUGAAGCAAAAAGCUGCCAAAAGUGAAACCAAAGAACGAAGGAGGAGUUCCCUUAAAAAUAGAGAUGGUUUAUCGUUAACUAAGGAGUACGAAACGAAACUCUGUGAGUUGGAAAAGAAAAUGAAUUCCUUCGAAACCUCUUUCAAAAGAGAACCUUUUGAUGAAGAAGGAUCCGAGAUAUCAUUCUCAGAUUGCAAUUCUAGAUUAAACGAAUCUUUUGUUGCAACUUCAGAAUCCUCAGAAACGAAUACUCCUUCAGAGACUACACCUAGCGAAGGCAGAGGCUUUUUUUCUCGCUUGCAAACUCUUAUGUCUAAAGUCGACAAUGUAAACACUUUAUUUUCGACUAAAGAUGACUCCGAACAAAUUCUUGAAAGUCCAAAGAUUCUUCUGCAGGUGAAAAGCAGUGACGAACUUAGUUCACUUGAUGAAUCCGAUGAGUGGCACACGCAGUCACCGACAGACACUCAUGUCAUCUCUAAAACUUCGGAUCAGAAUACUUAUUUUCCUAAAAAUCUGUCCGAAUGCCAAAAUAUGCUUUCGCAAAAACUAAAUAGUCACUUAGAAUGGUUAAAGAAUUCUCUAACAGCCUUGUGUGAGAAUAAAAAUAACAUUACUGACAGUCAUACUGAUAAACUUAGUCUUGUAAAUAAUUUAGUAUCAGAACUAAAUGAGCUUCCCCAAGAAAUCGAAUCAAAUUUGCUAUCAGAACAAAAGUCUCUUUUGUUAUUUGAAAUAACUAAGGCUCUCGAAAAAAUCAACAGAACUGAUAGUUUGGAAACGCUGUUAAAAUUAAAUGCUACAAAGAGCACUUAUAAAACGAUAUUUCAAACUUUUUGCAUUGCUUUCGCAGAAUAUGGCAACAACGAACUACCUGUGACAUUAAUAUCGGGUAUUCCCCAAUUUGACUAUUUCUGCCCUACUAUUGCUAAGCUAUUUCCUGAAACUUUUAGAGAUACCAUAUCAGCUGAUGAUUUAACUCAGAGACUUCAAUCAGUGUCAGACAAGUUAGAAAAUCACGUGGCUUCAAUAAACCGAGCUAAACUUUUAAAAUAUGAACACUUAUGGAAUAUACUGACUGAAGUUCCGGUACAAGACGACCACAUAAAGAAACCACCUGAAAUAAACUCUAUGUUUAAUUACAUUACAUCAAUCGCGACCGACAUUCAUAGGAUUGCUGAAAUUCAGCUUUGCCAAGUGCCAAAGGAAUUGUCGAAUUCCACGCUGGAAUGUGAAGAUGAACAACAAUUACGCGAUGUGUUCGUUAAUACCCUCAAAAACAACUUAACGAACUUCUUAAAAGAAGUUAAGGAAAAAUGUCCAAUGGUUAAUGAAAGCACCAUAUCGUUCUAUAAACUGAAAGAGAGCACUCGCAUUAGCAUUAUACGGUUAAUUGCAGAAUUGUCUUUUCUAGAUAUUUGCCAUACAAUGCUAAGUUUUUUGGCAGAAUAUUACCUGAAAAUUGAUCAAAAUAAUCAAGAAUUGUAUCAGUCAGACUUGUAUAGACAAGAUAGGUUGCUCCCUCUCUUUGCGAAUGGUAUGCCAUGCGAAAUUUUCGGAGAUACGUUCUGCUGUCCUCAGUGUACAAUUCUGAACAAUUUAUUGUAUAAAUCAAACGAGCAAAUACAGUGGCUGGAUUUCGUCAGAAAGUACAAUUAUUACAAUUUUAGAAAAUUCGAUAAAUGUUCUACGUCAAAUAAUGAAGAAGGUUCGAUAAAUUUCUGUGCCAAUUGUGAUAGUAAUAAUUUUCCAAAUAGUCAAGCUAAAAGCCAAAAAGACGUAUGCAAUAACGUAACCUGUACGCAGUGUGACAGCUGGAUACAGAAAUUUUGCACCUCAGAAAAACAACACGAGCUGGAACAACGAACGUUAGAGUUGAAGCAUAACUCGGAGUUGAAACAGCUGGAAGAGUGUAUAAUAAAAAGUAGCGAGAUCCACGAACAGGAAAUGUUGCAAAAACAAAAUGAAUUGUUAGCUGCCACAACACAAUUUCAACGUUUAAAAGCAGAUUACGAAGAGCAAAAACGAAUGUUGAAAAAAUUUUAUGAAGAAAAAUUGAAUUUUGAAUGUGAAAAUAUCGAAGAUGAGUGCAUAAAAGAAACAUACCGUUCAGAAAUAGAAGAUCUGAAAGUAAGUGAUCUUGAGGACAUGUUUAAGCAAGGUCUGAUAGCUAUAGAAAAUUCACAUAACCGCAUUACCUCAGAAAUGCAGAAGAGGCAUAAUGAAGAACUAGCUUUACUUGAAGCAGAGAAAGAAAAGGCCUUAGAAAUAGAAGCACAAGCCACAUUAACAGCUUUAGAAGCCAUUAAAAAGUCUCACGCCCAACAAUUAUCAGAGGAGACUGCAUUAAUCAGAGAAGAACUUGUCUGUAGAUUUCAAAAGGAAGAAAAUGAAAAUGUUUACAGUAAAUACUCAGAUGAACUGGAAAAACUGAAAACUGAAAUAUUGAAAAUAACUGAGUUGUAUUCAUCAAAAUGUCUUGAAAACGUUGCACUGGAAGAAAAAGUUAAUUCCCUGCGGCAGCAGCUUAAAGAGGCACAUAAUGAGCUUUGUAGUCUAAUCUCUAAAAACAGAGAAAUCAACAUAAGCCUUUGCGAAGAAGUAGAGGCUUAAACUAUUUCCAAAGCCUAGUUUAUGUUAGUUCGUUUUCAUUUAAAAAAUUUUUGCUACUGUUUGCUAAGGAGCACCUGUGUCAUAAUCUGCAAAUGUAUAGCUUUAUCAUUCGUUCGUAUUCCAGAACUCAAGAGUUUAUUGUACAAAAUUUGUUUUAUACGAAAAUUAAACAUUUAAUAUAUUU
Parasteatoda tepidariorum (common house spider) is the source of this 5802-nucleotide messenger RNA. RefSeq lists its product as uncharacterized. NCBI's taxonomy places the organism in Eukaryota, Metazoa, Arthropoda, Arachnida, Araneae, Theridiidae. Gene Ontology annotation, cellular component: actin cytoskeleton. Gene Ontology annotation, molecular function: actin filament binding. The record is from RefSeq and is a predicted model, not a curated record.